AUGAAAACAAGCCAAUGCACCGAAGUCUUAGAAGAUAGGAACAGCGACAAGUCGCAGGAAGGGCUUAAGCGGAGAAGGGCUAGACAUAGGGUGUUAUCAACCUAUUCUUUCAACUAG
This is a messenger RNA of Debaryomyces hansenii CBS767, 117 nucleotides long. Its product is annotated as DEHA2B14256p. The transcript has a single exon. The record is from RefSeq and is a predicted model, not a curated record. Bases 1 to 117 code for a protein of 38 amino acids. Lineage: Eukaryota; Fungi; Ascomycota; Pichiomycetes; Serinales; Debaryomycetaceae.